This is a messenger RNA of Cyclospora cayetanensis, 1854 nucleotides long. RefSeq lists its product as uncharacterized. The coding region runs from base 1 to 1854 and encodes 617 amino acids. The record is from RefSeq and is a predicted model, not a curated record. The transcript is spliced from 2 exons. NCBI's taxonomy places the organism in Eukaryota, Apicomplexa, Conoidasida, Eucoccidiorida, Eimeriidae.
AUGCUGGCGGAGGGAGCGGAAGACUUCGGAGGCAUCAUCGCACUCCCCUCCGGUGUCUCCCAGGGCUCCCCAGAUCCACCAGAGAACCAAGUGACCCCGACAGCCGCGUCUGCGGCUAUGCGCGUUCCCCCAGAUGACGUAAUUCGUCCGCCGACAGUUUCUGACCCGGCACUGCGGGCGCUCGCAGCCGCAAGAGUUGCCGCUGCGGCGCGAAGCCUCUCGGACUCUGAAGCCUCUUUGGACACGGCAGCGGCAGGAAGAAUACCGCAUGUUCUCACGGAGACGGGAGACAGACGCGUGCGGUGGCUGCAGGCCCUCCCCUCCUGCAGCAGCAGCAGCAGUGGGGGGGGACUGCCCCCGGGGUGCAGUGCAGGCGUAGAUCGAUCCCUCGGAACGGCGGGAGGAGGCGAGGCCACGACUCCUGGAAACACAGAUGCAGGUAGCAGCAGCGCGGGGGAGGACUGCUACCGCUUUCGUGUGCGGCGCAGCAGACGGCAGCAGCAGCAAGGGGAGGGCAGCGGCAGCAGGCGAUGUGGAAAGCACAAGCAGCGACGCUGGUUGCACCAGCAGUUACUUGUGGCUGCACUAAGACGUCUAAUCUUUGUAGCCGGGGAAAAUCCGACCGACGCAACAGACAGGUGGGGGGUUUCCCGCGGCCCCUCGUGCUGGGAGCUGUUGCAGGACGAUCCGAUCGCGCGCGAUGUCUAUAUCAAGCGGAAAGAAAGCACUUGGAAAAUUUCCUUUCCCCUGGCAGAAAGCCUACAAGACUCCUCGUCAGAGGGGCAGCAGGCGCUACAGAAGCGAGAAGACGCGCUUCUGCAAAGGAAGGCGCACUGCCUGAGUCUCAUGAAGAAACAGCAGCACCAGCAACAGCAAAGGGCUGGACGGCCAUUGCGAAGGGCGGCUUCCUGUGAUCGGCUAGGCUGCUCGGCGCUCGUGAGGCCUUCUGUCUCGGCGAGUGCAAGUACCUCCAGGGGUGUGGAGUCUCUCCCUUCAGCAGACGCAGUAUCGGAGAUCGCGUCGUCAGUGCGCGCGCUGCAAGCAGCAGCGCUAACACCAGCAGCGCUCUCGCCGACUGCAGGUGCUUUGGCUCGAGCGCUUGAUGACCAGCGUGUGCUCUUGCAGCAGCUGCAGCCUUCAGAGCUGCAGCAUCUGCCUUCGGUGCAGCGCAUGAAGUCUCUUCGCUCUGCGUUUCGCCCUCUGAAAACGAUCACGAAGGACCCCGCAACACUUUACGCCUUGAGUUUCGCACUGGAAGCGGCGAUUAGAGGCGCAUAUCCAUCGCUUGCCGCAGUCCGGGGAGGCCUUUCGCAGCUCCUGCAUCCGGCUGCUGCAGCUGCGGCAGCAGGAGAGCUGCGGAAGAAGGAUCGACCCAUUCUACAGAACAGCUGUAGAGAAGAGAGCAGCCACAACAAAGCUGCCAGCAGCAGUACGAAUGACAAUGGCAGAGGCGACAAUGACGGCCUCGCGACGCGAGGAGCCGCGGCAGCAUCGGCAACGGGGGGGAAUCCAACUGCAAACGAGGCCAGUGAAGGCCGCUACUGCUUGUUGUUGUGGCGGCUGAACGGCUUUGAGCGGAAGGUGGCGCACGCGUUGGUGGCUCUGACCCCUGUAGUCGACUCGUUUUCUGUAUCGCUGGAAGACCUCCAGUCAGCGGACGAAGCGCCUUCGUGUACCAAAAACUGCCUGCCGCAACCCCUGCAGCAGCACCAUCACCAGCCUAGGAAGCGCAAGGUGACAGGCGGCAAGCAGAAAGUCGUGGUGAUCUGCAGGAGGCAACACAACGGAGACGAGGCCUUCCCCCCUGUGUCUCUGGCCAUGCUCCUCGUUUGCGCAGUUGCUGCAGCCGCCUAG